AUGCCUCGAACUCGAUCUGCUCCUGCAGCUCCAGCCGAGCAACAGAAGCCUACAGAACAAAAGGCUUUAUUAACUGCCGACAAACCUACCAAGACAUUCAUCCUCCCUGCGUCCACCAGCGCCGACGCGCGCCUGGUCUCCCUUCCGAACCCACAAUCAGGCGAAUUGAGCCGUUAUUUCUUCUGUCCGCAACGGGGUCUUUUUGAAUUCACUGUAGUCGGCGCACCUACUCAUCAGCCUCGAAGUAUUCUCUUCACCCCUUGUGCGCAAGAGCCGACUCCCGUGUCUGAUGAUGAGAAACCAACCCGCCCGACUGCAUUGGUUUCAAAGAAAGCAGACAUAUUCGUUGCAACACCUAUUGAUCCAGUCUUCUUCUUGGUUCCUCUUCUCUCUUCUUCCUCAAAAUCAGGCCAAUCGCUUUACCAGCCCCUGGACGAUAUAAUUGACUCCAAAGAUGACCUUUCUCCCCACUUGCGCCAUGUUCUCUACGAUGAGGCAUUCCGAAACACUCUCAACUCACGCGCAGAGGCUAUUUGCGAUACGGUGGAAGCUGGAGAUGAGAAUAUGUUCCGGUUCAACGAGACAAAACUUCUGAAGGAAUUGAUUGCCAAGGCUGAACGCAUGGCAACACAAGGCCUACCUGCUAGCUUAGAGGAGCGGUUCAUUCGGCAGGCACUGGCUGCUCCGUUGAUGUCUGUCAAGAGAGACGAUAUCAUUACUAGCCAAACACCGAACGAGAACGACAAUGAUGACGAGACAAGCGCCAAUUCGGAUAAAAGACAGGACUCCCCAUCAACAAUGGCCACAACUACCACCCCGUCCGUUUCUACACCGGCAGGCGAAUCGACACCCGCUCCUGAACUUCCCAGUGUUGACAACUCUUUCGCUGAGAACGUGGCCCGCUUGCUGCGCAUCUCCACUGCCUUAUCAUUUAUGAAAGAAUCCUACCUGUCAAAGGCUUUGCGCACUCGCAUCGAUGAACUACUUGCUGCCCCCGAAAGCCCAUUAGACUUCAAGCCUCUGACGGACCGAUUGAAAGAACUCGUUGCACUCCGUGCAGAGGCUCUCUCUUCCAGAACGAUGUCCGAUUUCAGUCGCAAACGCGGUCUUGAUGAUGAAGAAGUCGAAGCUCGCGCGGAAAAGAAGCGCAAGAAGGAUGAAGAGGAAAAGAAGGCGAAGGCUUCAGAGUCACGGGGUGUUCGCGACCUGAAGAAGGUGAACACUACUGGCAUGAAGAAAAUGAGUGAUUUCUUCGGGAAGGCUGCUGCUAAGAAGAAGACAUGA
Molecule: messenger RNA, 1284 nt
Organism: Penicillium verhagenii
Lineage: Eukaryota; Fungi; Ascomycota; Eurotiomycetes; Eurotiales; Aspergillaceae
Exons: 1
Coding region: 1-1284 (427 amino acids)
Biological process (GO): RNA catabolic process; ribonucleotide metabolic process
Cellular component (GO): nucleoplasm; ribonuclease H2 complex
Source: RefSeq, a predicted model, not a curated record